AUGAUUGGUGCAAAUGAUAUGCAUCACGGGUCACUACAGCGCAUUACCAAUCCGAACAUUCUACCGGCCAUCAGCGUGACUCUUACAACUGGUGAAAAAAUCAAGGCUUACAUCACCAGCACAGGGAGUAAUGCAACGGCUAUCAUGAGUGUCAAAGGAUUGACAGUCGUGGGAAAGGAAACAAUGGCUGUGAAUGUUCUGGCAGCAUACGCCGGAAAUUUGCCCUAUAAGUUUCUUUCAGGGAGUUCCAUGGCGUGUCCUCACGUCAGUGGCAUAGCAGCGCUAAUAAAAGCCAUACAUCCUACAUGGAGCCCUGCCGCUAUCAAGUCCGCCGUCAUGACGUCAUCCUACUUGACUGACAAUGCUGAGGAGCUGAUCCAGGAUUCAUAUGAUAUGGAAGAAGCCAAACCCUUAGUGUUCGGCUCCGGUCACGUGGACUUAUCUACGACAUGGUACCUGAAGAGUCAGCUUUCUCAAAUCGCUCUUCUCACAAAGGAGUCAACUUCCUGUCCCAACUCCAGUUUGGAAGGCAGCGAUCUCAACUAUCCGUCCUUUUCCGUUGUGAUGAAAUCAGGGAGCAGGUCGGUUCAGGUGAAGAGUAGAACAGUGACAUAUGUGGGUAGAGAGGGUGAUGCAGCGUACCAAGUGAGCGUGAAGAACCUCCUGGCAUUACUAUAA
This is a messenger RNA of Cryptomeria japonica (Japanese cedar), 678 nucleotides long. RefSeq names its product subtilisin-like protease SBT1.8. Gene Ontology annotation, molecular function: serine-type endopeptidase activity. Gene Ontology annotation, biological process: proteolysis. The transcript has a single exon. Bases 1 to 678 code for a protein of 225 amino acids. Lineage: Eukaryota; Viridiplantae; Streptophyta; Pinopsida; Cupressales; Cupressaceae. The record is from RefSeq and is a predicted model, not a curated record.